AUGUCCGAACUCGUCUCCGGUAUCGCUAAGCUCAACCCCUUCUCCAAGCGAUCGGAGGUCGACGAUGAAGACAAGGGUGAGGCCAUUGACGAACAGACUGUGGCUGGUGGUGGCCAUGCCUCCCGACAGUCUGCCAUCACUAAGAAUCAGCUCAAAGUAAGCCGCGCUUUGAGAACGUUUCUAGCGAAAGAAGGCGUGCUCUCUGAAGAUGAAGCCGGCGUGGACCACGAUGAGUCUACUUCAGCUUUGAGAGAGAUGCUCGAUCGCCCGCACAUUCAUGUCCCUCCGGAGGUCCUCGACCGAGGACAUCCGCUGCCGGACUACUUCAUCAGCUCAAGCCACAACACCUACUUGAUGGCUCAUCAACUCUUCGGAGAGAGCCAUGCGUCAGCGUAUGAGAUAGCCCUCUACACCGGUUCUCGUUGCGUCGAGAUCGAUGCCUGGGACAACGAUGACGACAAGAAUGAGCCUAAAGUCACUCAUGGCUACACACUCGUGUCCCAUAUCCCCUUCCGCAAGGUAUGCGAAGUGAUUCGCGACGUCGUGGACAAAGAAGCCCGGGAGGAGCGCCAUGCCGCCCCCAUCAUCAUAUCACUUGAAAACCACUGCAGCAGCCAAGGCCAGCUUCGGUUGGUGCAGAUUAUGAGAGAAGUGUUUGAAGAUCGCCUUCUGAGUAGAUCUAUACGCGAAAAGGGCACUCGCGAACAGGAAGGAGGUGGUGAGCAUGUGACUCUUGCCGAACUUGGCAACAAGGUCGUUGUGAUUGUUGAAUACCAUCUUCCAGACGAGAAAGACAGUGACGACAGCAGUGAUUCAUCCGAAGACGAAGAGCAGCGAAAAGCGCACCAACAGUAUCGAGAGCAAAAGAAGGCAGUCAACGUUGGAGGCAUCAUCCCCGAGCUAGCCGGGCUGGGCGUCUAUGCACAGUCGGUGAAGCCAGUGAACAACUCCUGGUACGAAAGUGUACUUGAGAAUGCACCCCAUCACCAACUGAUCAACGUCUCGGAAACCGGCCUGGUAUCCCACAUGCCAGCAAACAGUCCCAAGAUUGCUGUGCAUAAUUCGCAACAUCUGAUGCGUGUCUUCCCUAAAGGUACACGUAUUUCGUCUAGGAACCUUGCGCCUGUCCCAUUUUGGGGAAUCGGUGCCCAGAUCUGCGCAUUGAACUGGCAAACGUUUGGAGCCAGUUCGCAAUUGAACGAAGCCCUCUUCUCAGGUUCCGGUGGCUACGUUUUGAAACCUGCCCCUUUACGUUUGGGUGGGGAUGGCCAUCUCAACACUGGUAGGCGAAAGCGACUCAGGUUGCAUGUGGCUGGUGCAACGGAUGUACCUCUGCCAUCAGGCCGCGACGAUGAGAUCAAACCAUACCUUACCUGCACGCUUGUUCAUCCGGAUGACCUUCAGAAUGUACCACAGAAGCGCAAGACGCAACCAUACAAGCCACACAAACUUACCGGAUUCCUCCAUAAAGAGAACCCAGCGCCGACCAAUCCAUUGUGGAAGGAGGUUCUGGAGUGGGAGUACGAUGAUAAUGAGUUGGUAUUCUUACGUCUCCUCAUCAAGAGCGAUGAUUCUUUCGCGCGCAAUCCAUUAUUCGCAGUGGCUGCAGUGCGGCUGAUGUACGCCACGCCAGGCUGGAAUUUCAUACGUAUGUUGGAUCUCAGAGGUCACGAAACGACAUGCACCCUGUUGGUCAAGCUCGAAUUUCAAGACCUAUAG
Molecule: messenger RNA, 1719 nt
Organism: Didymosphaeria variabile
Lineage: Eukaryota; Fungi; Ascomycota; Dothideomycetes; Pleosporales; Didymosphaeriaceae
Exons: 4
Coding region: 1-1719 (572 amino acids)
Biological process (GO): phosphatidylinositol-mediated signaling; lipid metabolic process
Molecular function (GO): phosphatidylinositol-4,5-bisphosphate phospholipase C activity
Source: RefSeq, a predicted model, not a curated record